AUGGACCCCUUAUCCCUCGCUGCCAGUAUCAUCACGGUGGCUAGCCUUGCAGCCUCUACCUGCUCAGCCAUCUCUGAAUUGCGCUCACUUUGCAAAUGCCUCCCGGGGCGCAUCCAUGCCAUAGGGAACGAGGUGGCCGAUCUCGAGGUCGUUCUUUCACAGGUCGCCGCACUCCUGAAGGAGCGGUCCAAUCUUCUGGGCUCACAGCAGACCAUACGCUCCAUUCCUCAUUUAUUGAUUCAGGCACGACUCAAACUAAACCAACUCGCAUCCAUCGUUGAGCGGCUCACCGCGGCAUCGUCGGAAUACAAGAUCCCCGUUCUCAAAGCCGGCAUAUGGCUCAAAGAACAAGACAUGGUUAAGAUUCGACUUGAUAUACAAGAAAUAUCAUCACUCACCACCAGAUCCUCCAUUCAAUCGACACAAGAGCAUCUUGCUAUGAGCAAAGCUUUUCGCAGAUUGUAUGCUCCGAAGACACCAUCGGUGUUCGUGUUCGACCUUUCAUUGCAACAUGCAACACCGGCUGCCGAUGCUGUUGCCACACUCAGCAGCGUUCUGCAAACGCCAGCAAUUCUACACAAUUUGUUGGGAAGAUUGUUUCUUGGGUAUUCUGGACUACCACUUCGCAGUUCAAAGUGCGACAGCGAAGAAUGCCGCGGUGCUCGUGCCAGGCAAGUCAGCAUGGAAUACUGGUUUCCCAUGUCACUGUGGUCCACCAUCAUCAGACUCCAAAUCGUGACAACCCUCAACGGAGGACCAUCACUGUAUCUCGAUUCUCUCAGAAGAAUACCCGACUCUUCUCAGGCCGUUGAUUUUGCUCAAAAGGGUAACACACGGGGGUUGCAGUAUCUCUUCAAUAAUGGACUUGCUUCCCCACGAGAUGUCAGCACAAGCCGCGGCUACACUCUGCUGAGAUGGGCCUUGUAUGCAAAGCAGUACGAAACCGUCAAGUUUCUUGUUCACGCUGGCGCAGACGCCGAUUACCGACCGAUAUCCGAAUUUGACAAUAGUCCAAGACUCAAGGCGUGUCAUUUUCUGCUGGAAGGUGGGCUAUCUGAGGCGGCAACAGAAGCUAUCAGGACAAUCACACGGGGAAGUUAUUUUCUCGACGACUUCAUCGAGGCGUCCAAGUUUACGCAAAUUCACAAGAUUGUCUUGGGGCUCUCGCUUCAGAUCCUAGAAGAGGAGCUUAUUCGGAACCCUGGGGAUACGAAUGUACAGGACUCCAUGGGACGCACUCCGCUGGCGUGGGCUGCGGCCAAGGGUGAUGUCCAGACAGUGGCCACACUGCUCAGCUUUGGUGCCGACCCCAACAUCAUGGAUGUCCAGAUCUCUGGACCAUUGUCCAAUGCAGCAGCUCAGGGUCAUACUGCAUGCGUCAAACUUCUCCUUGAGGCAGGGGCAGAUCCGGACCCUCUUCCCCCGAAAGGUGUCCAGAAAGGCAGUCCGCUUAGCGUCGCCUCGCGGAACAGCAAGGACGCUACUCUGCUUAAGAGAUUGCUGGAUUUCGGUGCUGAUGUCAACACCCGUACGGUGGAAGGAAAGACGCCACUAUUCAUGCGACAAGGAAUGACAACGCCAGUUUUGCCAUGCUCCUUUUGGAGUACGACACCUCUCACGACGGCAAUUACAUACAACAGCCACAACGUCUUACGUCUCUUUCUCGAUCGAUGGUCAGAAUACAGCGUCUGGCCUCGUCUCAAAGGGCCGAAUCUCAUCAAAAUUGCGGCGUUGUACGGUGACGUGGGAACGAUGGAUAUUCUGGCGAACGCGAGUCACUUUCGGCCAAACCAUGACAAGGAGUAUACACUCGGCAACUUCAAGGCUAUUCUACGUCAAAGAGAGGAUGUUACGGAGGAGCUGGUGUGGGCAUUUGAUGAACUUUUGAGUGUCAUCAAUGCGGCACUGGAUAUGAGGAGGGGUGAGGAGGAUUUGAUGGAGGCUGGAUUCUUUUCUUGCUUGGGUUCGAGGUCGAAUACGUGGGAGGAUGGUUUUUGGAGGAAGGAGGAGGACUCGGAGAGUGAUGAGGAGUCGGUAGAGAGUUUUCAGGAUGCGGUUGAGAAAUUGGAGGUCAUUGCAGCAGCGGAGGUGCGUUAG
Molecule: messenger RNA, 2097 nt
Organism: Podospora bellae-mahoneyi
Lineage: Eukaryota; Fungi; Ascomycota; Sordariomycetes; Sordariales; Podosporaceae
Exons: 5
Coding region: 1-2097 (698 amino acids)
Molecular function (GO): protein binding
Source: RefSeq, a predicted model, not a curated record